AUGGAUAGCGCUGUCUUCAGAGUAGAUUUCGUCGCUAAGCCGAUUUUUCCCUCUCUUUUUUUCCCCAAUACAAACCCCCCCCCCCCCAAUCCCACCCCUCUGCCCCCACCACAACACUCCUCCCCACGUAGAAUAAAAAAACCCUUAAGCGAUACUCUUUUCCUGAAUGUCGUUCUCUUUUACAUACAGAGGAUAAGUGCGGCGAAUUAUAAAUAUUGUGACGCACUGCUACUUAGAGUUUGUUCUCCUUCAUGUGAAGGAAACAAUUCUCAUUUGAAGAAUUUGGGGCAAACUGAAGCGUUUAAUAACCUUAUUCUGGAACUUCAAGAAAGAGAACCCAUCUUUGGAGAAAGUGCACAACAAGUUGAUGCAGCUGAGAUGUUAAAGAACAACUUGAAGGAUUAGUUGAACCUAUUUUUUCUUUCAUUUGGAGUUGUUUAAAGAUGUUCUGCUUGUACAUUCUACAUUCCUAUUUUCUCUUCUUUUUAUUAGAAUGGACAAAUAUAAUGUGAUGCUUUAUCCCAUUUGUAAGUAACUAUAAAAUUUUAUAUUCAUAUUGAUUCUUUUGUAUGUUC
This is a messenger RNA of Lycium ferocissimum, 575 nucleotides long. RefSeq lists its product as uncharacterized. Bases 1 to 405 code for a protein of 134 amino acids. The record is from RefSeq and is a predicted model, not a curated record. NCBI's taxonomy places the organism in Eukaryota, Viridiplantae, Streptophyta, Magnoliopsida, Solanales, Solanaceae. The transcript has 4 exons.